Molecule: messenger RNA, 1356 nt
Organism: Nicotiana attenuata
Lineage: Eukaryota; Viridiplantae; Streptophyta; Magnoliopsida; Solanales; Solanaceae
Product: methylecgonone reductase-like
Exons: 4
Coding region: 207-1181 (324 amino acids)
Cellular component (GO): cytosol
Molecular function (GO): aldose reductase (NADPH) activity
Source: RefSeq, a predicted model, not a curated record
GUUCAUUAUAGACAACCUCCACCACACAUUAAAUCUAUCACUUCAACAAGAUAAGGUUAACAUGGUUUGUACUUAAAAUGGCUAACUAGUGUCUGACUAAUUUUUCAGUAGCGUUCCAAUUUUAUGAAUUGUUCUCUUGACAUAAAAAGAACAUUGGUUAAGAUAAAUACAAAAUCAGCAAGUACUUGAUCAUUUUAAUCAUAGAUAUGGAUAUGAAGCAAGUAUUAGUCCCAAGAGUGAAGCUGAAUUCUGGUCAUGAAAUUCCUCUUAUAGGCAUGGGAACAGCACCUUCACUACCACCACUGGAUGAAUUAGUCGCCACACUUGUAGGUGCCAUUGAAGCCGGUUAUCGACACUUUGACACGGCCGCUGCCUAUGGCUCUGAGGAGGCACUUGGCCUAGCAGUGGCGGAAGCGGUUCAACGUGGACUAAUUAUGAGCCGAAAUGAAGUGUUCAUUACCUCCAAAUUAUGGUGCACCGAAGCACGCCACGACCUUGUUCUUCCCGCCCUCAAAAGAUCUCUAGCGACGCUGGGGAUGGAUUACUUGGACUUGUACCUAAUACAUUGGCCAGCAACGAUGAAAAAAGGUAAUGAUGAAGAGAUUAAGUUUGCAAAUGAGGAUGUAAUUCCAUUUGACAUGAGAGGAACAUGGGAAGCCAUGGAAGAAUGUCACAGGUUAGGUUUGGCAAAGUCUAUUGGUGUAUGCAACUUCAGCUGCACAAAACUCUCUCAACUCUUGCACCAUGCUACCAUUCCUCCAGCCGUUAACCAGGUAGAAAUGCAUGUUACAUGGAGGCAAGAUAAGAUGUUACAAUUUUGCAAGGAGAAAGGGAUACAUGUAAGUGCAUGGUCUCCACUUGGAGCAAAUGGGAUACCUUUAUGGGGUAACCAUGCUGUUAUGCAAAGCCCUGUACUUAAAGACAUUGCCUUUCAAAAACAAAAGACCAUUGCACAGGUUGCAUUGAGGUGGGUAUAUGAGCAAGGAGUUAUUGUGUUAGUGAAGAGUUUUAACAAGGAUAGGAUGAAAGAGAACCUUCAAAUUUUGGAUUGGGAACUAAGUAAUGAAGAAAUCGCUCGAAUUAAAGAGAUUCCUCAAUGCAGAGGAUUCAAAGCUGAGGUUUUUGUUCAUCCAAAUGGACCAUACAAAUCCGUGGACCAAUUCUGGGAUGGCGAGCUAUAAUAAAAGUUUCCAGCCUUCCUAUCAUUUGCAAUUUUUUGUUGUUUACAAAAGGUAUUUAAGAAAAAUCGAAAAAUCAACUCAAACAAAUUUGAUAAGAGAUGAUGUAGUCUUCAAUUUAGUAUGGUUUGACAUGCAACUGUAAUAUAUUGAGUAUUUUAUUUGAUUUGGUAUUGAA